Molecule: messenger RNA, 2135 nt
Organism: Betta splendens (Siamese fighting fish)
Lineage: Eukaryota; Metazoa; Chordata; Actinopteri; Anabantiformes; Osphronemidae
Product: excitatory amino acid transporter 1-like
Exons: 10
Coding region: 160-1749 (529 amino acids)
Biological process (GO): L-aspartate import across plasma membrane; L-glutamate import across plasma membrane; D-aspartate import across plasma membrane
Cellular component (GO): plasma membrane
Molecular function (GO): neutral L-amino acid transmembrane transporter activity; glutamate:sodium symporter activity; L-glutamate transmembrane transporter activity
Source: RefSeq, a predicted model, not a curated record
UCCUUUCAACUACACCGGGCGCAGGAGAGCGCGUGUCACUUCAUAGCUUCAUUCUGCAGCCAAUGUGUCCUGAACCAAAGAAGCGCCAGCAAAGCUCCGGCACCGUUCAUCCUGCUUCACAGCCCUGCGGACGAUUGAGGAGCAAACGGCUCAGACAGGAUGCAGCGUUUCAGGGAAGGCGUCCAUAUCCGCGCCAUGAAGGCCAAGAGGAAAGUGGAGGAGAUCUCUAAAGAAGACGUCCAGACGUUCUUCAAGAAGAACGCCUUCGUGCUCUUCACGGUUGGGGCCGUCAUCGUAGGUGUCGUCCUGGGAUUUGCACUGCGGCCCUAUAAGAUGAGCUACCGUGAGGUGAAGUACUUCUCCUUCCCUGGGGAGCUGCUGAUGAGGAUGCUGCAGAUGCUGGUUCUGCCGCUGCUGGUUUCCAGCCUAAUAACAGGAAUGGCAGCGUUGGACAGCAAAGCCUCAGGGAAGAUGGGCGUGAGAGCUGUGAUUUAUUACAUGACCACCACCUUCAUCGCCGUGUUCGUCGGCAUCAUCAUCGUUCUCAUCAUCCACCCGGGAAAAGGCUCCAAGGAGGAGUUUGGAAAGCAGCAGACCAUCGAGCAAGUCAGUCCAGCGGACGCCUUCCUGGACCUGAUCAGAAACAUGUUUCCUCCAAACCUGGUCCAAGCGUGCACUCAGCAGUUCAAAACCAAAUACUCCAAGCGGUUGGUCCACGAGGCCGUGACGGUGAACGACACCGCGUCCAACUCCACCAACGGCACCCAGGAGGCGGUGGAGGCGGUGGAGGCGACGCGGGAGGAGGUGAUCCCGGUGCCGGGUCAGGUGACCGGGGUCAACGCCCUGGGCCUGGUGGUGUUCUCCAUGUGCUUCGGCCUGAUCAUCGGCAGCAUGAAGGAGCAGGGCCAGCUGCUGAGGGACUUCUUCGACAGCCUCAACGAAGCCAUCAUGCGCCUGGUGGCCAUCAUCAUGUGGUACGCUCCCAUCGGCAUCCUCUUCCUCAUCGCCGGGAAGAUCGUGGAGAUGGAGGACCUGACCCAGAUGGGGGGCCAGCUGGGCAUGUACACCAUCACCGUCAUCAUCGGCCUGCUGAUCCACGCCGUCCUCAUCCUGCCCACGCUCUACUUCGUCAUCACGCGGCAGAACCCGUUCAUCUUCAUCGCUGGGCUCCUGCAGGCUCUGAUCACGGCUCUGGGAACCUCGUCCAGCUCGGCCACUCUGCCCGUCACCUUCAAAUGUCUGGAAGAAAACAACCGGAUCGACAAGCGGAUCACGCGCUUCGUGCUGCCUGUGGGCGCCACCAUCAACAUGGACGGAACCGCCCUGUACGAGGCCCUGGCGGCCAUCUUCAUCGCUCAGGUCAACAACAUGGAGAUGAACUUUGGUCAGAUCAUCACUAUCAGCAUCACAGCAACCGCAGCCAGUAUCGGAGCAGCUGGGAUCCCUCAGGCCGGCCUGGUCACCAUGGUGAUUGUCCUCACAUCCGUUGGACUCCCCACGGAUGACAUCACGCUCAUCAUUGCAGUCGACUGGUUCCUGGACCGUCUGCGCACCACCACCAAUGUUCUGGGGGACUCCAUCGGAGCGGGGAUCGUGGAGUUCCUGUCUCGACACGAGCUUCGCAGCAGAGACGUGGAGAUGGGAAACUCGGUGCUGGAGGAGAAGGAGCGCAAGAAGCCGUACAAGCUCAUCUCUCAAGACAGCGAUUUUGAAAAUGACAAGCACGCUCACAGUGAGACCAACAUGUAGUUCAAGCGUGUGCCGCGAACAGAGUCCCAGACCCGCCGCUAACGGGUCCACCCGGGUCCAGCCCUUACGAUAAGCGUGUCUGUGUUUUUAUUGGGGCUUUUAGGCACUUUUUGUAUGUUUACUACUUUAUUUAAAAUCCCCCCAUGUGUAGACGCCGCAGAGAAGUGAGGUCCGACUUUAACGGAGCGUGGUUUAAGUCCAGCUCUUCACAGUUAUGAAGUACGUUAUAAUAAGUGUGAGCUCCACUCGUGUGCGAGCCUUCAAAUGUCGAGUGUGUGGCACCGGGUUCAGCAGCAUUUCUCACUCACUAGAUGCGAGAUGGGUGUUUCAUCGUGUAGCUGGUUUUAUUAUAACAUGGAUGAAAUAAACUCGAGUCUCCUGCUGUC